This is a messenger RNA of Phytophthora nicotianae INRA-310, 717 nucleotides long. RefSeq lists its product as hypothetical. The record is from RefSeq and is a predicted model, not a curated record. The coding region runs from base 1 to 717 and encodes 238 amino acids. The transcript has a single exon. NCBI's taxonomy places the organism in Eukaryota, Oomycota, Peronosporomycetes, Peronosporales, Peronosporaceae.
AUGCCCAUGCGCAUUGCACUGCAUGCUGUCAGUAAGACAGAUACUGAAGGGCAUUGGAAGAUUGUUCACACGUCACGAAGCAUUCACCACAAUCACGAACCGUCCCGGGACAUUCGUGCUCAUGCUGCUGUCAGGCGCCGUGCUGCUCACAAGUCCCAGGAACAAACGUCGGUGACAACGUCCGACCUGGUGGAGAUCCAGACUGCUGCAGGGGUUGCUGUGUCGACAAUUCAAGCCACGCUUCUAAGUGCCGAUCGAGGCUCUCUCGUGAUUGUCAAGGACAUCGCCAACACAAAGCGUGCUGUCCGAAGGCGUGACCUAGCUUCUCAUACAGCGAUAGAAGCUCUAUUCGUUGAGCUUCGAAAGCACAACUUCUUUCACAAGUGGCGUUUCAAUCCCGAAACAAGCGAGUUAACCCACCUCACAUGGGCUCAUCCGGACACCACUGAGCUUUUCAAGCUUCACCACGAUGUGUUAGUUGCCGACUGCACCUACAAGACGGACAAGCAUCGAAUCCCGCUGCUCAACAUCAUUGUGGUAACCGGAGCUAAUACGGUUCUUCAUGUGGCUCAAUGCUGGCUUUCUGGAGAGAAAGAGGAAGAUUUCGUGUGGGCUUUUAACAUGCUACGUCUCUUCAUGAUUGAGAACGAUAUUGAACCUCCCAAUGUUAUUCUCACUAGAACAAGAACGUGGAGAGUAUGGCCAGAAAGCACUUAG